CUUAUACACUUUCAUUUGAGUACUCACAUGAGUAUGAGUGUAUGAGUGAGCGACCAACUGAACAUGAGUUUUUCAGUGGCCAGCUCUGCUAUCGUUUCAUAAUCUUAGACGAUGAGAAGAUGGCCGAAUCCCUGGCUGUCGUCUCGUCUGCGCCCAACUCAUGUCUUCCAACGACGAUGUUUCCAUCUUGACAGGCCUGACGUCGAGUCCGUCGACGUGCCUUGUCGCUCGUCGGGGGCCAUCACAGUAGACCUUCACAAUGUGAACCGUCAUCCCGCCACAACCCCUUUGGUGUUGUACAUCCCGCCCUUCUCACCAACCCCGGGACACCUGACCCCCAUCCCCCACUUCCUCAUGCCGUACCCAACGGCCGUCAUCAACUACCGAUGGUCCCCGUCCCGGUCCGAGGCCCCGGUCCCCACCUCUCCGGAAACCGACCAUGACCACGCCCCAGACUUCAACUUCACCACACCUCUCACAUGGCCCACCCCCUUACACGACGUCCUCGCCGGCUACACCUGGGUCACGGAAAACCUCCUACCCCCCGGCACCACCUCCCGUCGCGACAUCUACGUCUACAGCUCCCACGCCGGCGCCAGCAUCGCCACCUCCCUGGCCCUGACUGAGUCCCACCACCACGCCCGCAUGGCCGUCCGCGGACUGAUCGCCUGGAACGGCAUCUACAACUGGUCCAUGUUCCUCCCGGACCACAAGAUCAACAGGCCCGCCACCGCGCGCAGCAAGAAGCUUCCGCCGCGGCCUGAGGAAGGGUCGGCACUGCAUAUGCUGCAGAUGAAGAUGGCGGACCUCUUCCGUGCGCCCGUAGACCUGUUCGAUCCGUUUGUUAGCCCUAGUCUCCUCUUCCAGACGCCUGGCAUGAACGUGCCGUCGAGCUUCGUGCAGGCGGCGGCCGUGUCAUCGUUGUUGGAACGGCUUUCCUCUGUCAACUCGGACGUGAAGCCGGCUGAUGUCCUCGGCGUCACGGAAGGGUUGUUGUUGACGGCGCCGAGGCGCAGCGCCCUCGUGUUCCCGCCGAGAAAGUCGACGCUCAAGCUGCCUUCUGCUUUGUUACUUCAUGAUACCCCUACGGAGCCCGUCGUGGAGCGUAAGACGACAAGGAAAAGCAGCAUGGCGUCGGCCAUGGCCGGAGAACUCGCUUCUAGGACGGCAAGGAGACGAAAGGUAUCUGGGCACACAUUCGAAGCCCAGGCAACCGAGCUGGCGGGGUUGAUGAGGCGGAGCUUGGAGAAGCUGGAGUUCAAGGCGAGGUUGCAGUGGGAUGAGGAGUUUGACGUGGAGACCGAGGCUGAGAGGCGGGUGACCGUCGUCGAGGUUGGCGAGAAUGAGGGGCUUGAGCUUGGUGAGCGUGGGGAAGACGCCAUUGCGGAGUGGUUGGAGGAUAGGAUCCGUUUGUGAUACCCAUCGAUUCUCCUCUCAUAUUUCAUUUUUCUUUGGAGGGCACUGGCCAGUACUUGUAUGGCGUAAUGGGCUUCUCGUUUCGAAAACUUAUGCGGCCAUCGUAGGGGGUGUGUCGAUGAAGCCGUAGCAAGAUGUGGUAGCCAGGGUGUUCACUCUGAGCUCCUCGGUAGCUGGACCAUCCACGCACAAC
This is a messenger RNA of Colletotrichum phormii, 1609 nucleotides long. RefSeq lists its product as uncharacterized. The record is from RefSeq and is a predicted model, not a curated record. NCBI's taxonomy places the organism in Eukaryota, Fungi, Ascomycota, Sordariomycetes, Glomerellales, Glomerellaceae. The transcript has 2 exons. Bases 112 to 1416 code for a protein of 434 amino acids.